UUUACGGUCCGCUAGAGGAUUAUGGGAAUAAGGACGCAUGUGGGGAUUCUACUGCCAGGUGCAGAGUGGAAAUGGCCAGUUUUAAGUUUAUCGAUAUCGGUAUAAACCUGACAGAUCCCAUGUUUCGAGGGAUCUACAGGGGAGUUCAGAAACACCCAGAUGAUUUCAUGCAGGUUGUUGAAAGAGCCUUCAAGGCUGGAGUUAAGAAGUUAAUGAUCACAGGCGGGAACCUUGAUGACAGUCGGGAAGCUUUGACGCUGGCAGAAAGUAGAGAUGAGUUUUUCAGCACGGUGGGGUGCCACCCGACCCGGUGCAGUGAGUUUGAGCAGAACGGAUCGGACCAGUACCUGACGGCGCUGAGAGACCUGGCCGUGGCCAACAGGGGCAAGGUGGUGGCCAUCGGGGAGUGUGGCCUUGAUUUUGACAGGCUGGAGUUUUGUCCAAAGGAGACUCAGCUCAUGUAUUUUGAGAAGCAGUUUGAUCUUGCUGAAGACUCUAAGCUGCCAAUGUUUCUCCACUGCAGAAACUCACACAAGGAGUUCUUAGAUAUCAUGCGGAGGAACCGGGACAGAUGUGUCGGAGGGGUGGUGCAUUCGUUUGACGGAAGCAAAGAGGAUGCAGCGGCUAUUGUCGAUUUGGACCUGUACAUUGGGAUCAAUGGCUGCUCUUUAAAGACGGAAGCAAAUCUUGAAGCAAUGAAAUCCAUCCCGACUGAAAGGUUGAUGAUUGAGACAGAUGCUCCUUGGUGUGGGGUGAAGAACACGCAUGCAGGCUCUAAGUUCAUCAAGACCACUUUUCCUACCAAGAAGAAGUGGGAGGCAGGGCACUGUGUGAAGGAUAGGAACGAGCCCUGUAACAUCAUUCAGGUGCUGGAGAUCAUGGCAGCUACUAGAGAAGAGGACCCUUUGGAAAUGGCCAACACUAUUUUCAACAACACGACAAAAGUUUUUUUCACUGACAAUUGAUUUUAUAUAUAUUUAUUGUAACACAGUGUAGUUUUUCCAUUACAUGAUUUAAAAUACUCUCAAUUCUGAGACUUUUAUAAUAACACAAAUAUUCUAAAUGUCGAGUUUCUUGUCCCGAAUGAUAUGACGAUGGCGGAUUGUAUCCCUCUGUAAUAUAUUCAUAAUAUUGAAGGCCAGCAAUAAAUAUUUCAUAAUAUA
Messenger RNA from Paramormyrops kingsleyae, 1163 nucleotides. It is a transcript of the gene tatdn1, whose product is annotated as TatD DNase domain containing 1. The record is from RefSeq and is a predicted model, not a curated record. Gene Ontology annotation, molecular function: 3'-5'-DNA exonuclease activity. Gene Ontology annotation, cellular component: cytosol. Lineage: Eukaryota; Metazoa; Chordata; Actinopteri; Osteoglossiformes; Mormyridae.